UGCAUUUUGCAUGGAUGGCAAAUGGCAGGAGCGCAUUGCUUUACAUGUGGAUGGAUGGAAUGUUGGCGUUACAUUUAUAGCAUGACUAUAUAUAUACAUGUGGUGCAAAUAUACACGUUGUGUGAGGUUUGGGCGUGCAAAUAGAGUGUGGAAAAUCUAUUUGUUGUUGAUUAGAAGCAACAACAGCAGCAGCAGCAACAGUAGCAGCAGCACAAAUGACCAAGCAAAACGUUGCUAAACCGAAUGAAUCAUUGACAGUUCAGUUCAGUUCACUGGUAGUCUCCUUUGCGCGAAAACCUCGUCUACAUCUUAAGUAGAGGAAUCUUAAUCCUUCGUUUUCAGUUUUUCAUGUCUGUUGUUUUGAGUUUUUUGUUGUUUCAUGUUUUUUGUGUCCUAAUCGGUUUUUGUGUGGCUUUUUCUUUCAUGUCGUGGCCCAGUCGUUUUUCGAUGUUGUAAUUGUAACAUGUGUGCUUUUGAAUUCUGAAUCCAUGAUCAAAGAAACGAUUCCGUUCCCGUUUUGAAUCGUUCACGGUUUCUGUUUUCAAGACUUUUUCUUUCCAUUUCGUUGGUCAUUUUUCUUUCGUUCGACAUUCUAAGUGUGUGUAGAGCAUAACGAAUAGAAAAAGUGAUUGAGUUUGUUUUAGUAGCAUGUAGCUGUUUUCCUUGAGAGCAUUUAAAACGACGACGAGGACAAAAAUUUGAAACUGUUGCAAAACGUGUGUGUUCCUCGAACUCAUUCAACGACAUCGGGAGAAACAGAGACAUGUUCUUUUCUGGAACUGUGUUCUACGGUGCAAACGCUCUUACGAAACAGACAACCGACCAAAAAUGGUGGCAAAGACCAUCCUACCGUGUAUUUUGUGUCACAUUUUGUUAUUAUUAAAUUUAUUGAGUUCAAUGCAUUUUGUAUGAUCUUCUGUUUCGAUUUUUUACGGUUCACUUUUUGUACGUUCCUUUGGAGUGAGGGUGACGCAUUUCAUUUGAUUUCAAACACUUAGUGUCAACUUGAUAAAUGUUUUGUGAUUGAUGACAAAAGAAUUUCAACACAACUGAACGCUGAAACAUUGAAAUCACAGCGACGACAACGACAGCGAUUGGAGGGUGAAAAAUGUUGAAUGCGAUUUUAUUGUUUACAUAAGCGCGCUGGUGCUACUAUGGAUGAGAAUGUCGGUCGGUGGUGCUAUUUCCAGUUAUUCUUUCAAUGUGUUGUUUUUGACACAAGUACUUUCGGUGUGCUCGUCGGUCAUCAAAUUCAACGAAUACAUAACAGACGCUGGAAAUAAUAUUUCGAUUCCCUGCUUGGCUCACGGUUCAACCCUUAUGUGGGUCAAAGAAGAAUGCAAUGAAACGAGAGAAUUUGUGCGAGGACCAGAUUUGCGAAUCAAUAAUAUUCAACCGAGUGAUGCUGGAAUAUACAUUUGCCUUGUGAGUCCGGAUGAAUCAGAAUUGACGCAAGUUGGUAACGACGACGAUUCGUCAUGGUCAAGUCAAGAAAAACCAACCGAUAACAGUUUUCUCGAGGGUUUAACGAUUGUGCUGAAGGUGCGAUCGGUACCUGGACCAGUGACUAAGCUUAGCGUACGAUUAUCGACAAUUUUAGGCGUUCUAAUAUGGGAAUAUUCAUCGAAUCAUUCCGGCGGCUAUCCAGUCAAAAGUUUCACUGCUGAAUUUCGCAAAUACUGUGCCGACGUUGAUGAAUUGACCAAUGCAUCGUUAUUGCUAUGGCAUCAAUUGGAUCCACAGAAUAUUCCAGCGAAUGUGCGCUAUUAUGAGGUGUAUCAUUUGAUUCCGAACACGACGUAUGAAUUCCGACUGUGGGCCAACAAUUAUCUGGGCGCCGGCGAAGCCGUUACAACAUCGGCGACAACGCUCGGGCAACUGAGCGACGAAAGUGUGUUGGAUAUCAUUUUAAAGGAUGUAGAAGGAUUCGAUCCAAAAAUUUGGGUGUAUGCCGUUGGCCUAAGUAUGAGCGCAUUGGUUGUGUUAGGUUUUACGUUGUGCAUAUUAUUGCUUCGUGAUCAUUAUCUGGAGAUGGAGGAGAAACGGCUGCGAGAGGAAGACGAAUGGGAGUCAAUUGGUAUCAUUCCGAAUAUCAUAUUGAAUCCUGGUUUCCUGGAACCCGAUGAUCCUAGUGAUCCAUCUCCGCCGUACACACGAACAAUAAUUUUCGGCGAAGAUGUGCUGAGCACGAGUGAAAGUGGCAGUAGCGAAGAAGAAGAGCCAAUAUCGUUCAAACGGAAAUUCUCGCUAUUUUUCACCGGCGAUACAAUCAAACGGCUGUAGAGGGUCGUCAAGAUUUAUACAAUUGAAUCGAUCAAAGUGAAUUCCAAAAGCAAUGAUGAAACGUAAUUUCAGUCGUUGGAUGUCUGUGAUGGGAAUCCAACAGGCUAUACUCUUCCAAUGGCGACGAAGAGUACAAAUUGCCUUGAAACAAAACAAAAAAUAACAAAUACGAGAAUUAGCAUUCGCUUCGAAUAAGUGUCAAAUGUUAAAUAAAAGCUAAUAGUUAGAUGCAUGCUCAAUGGUGAUUUGAUAGCUCAUCGCCGCAAAUACAGAUACAAAUACAGAUACAAAUACAAAUACAAAUACAAAUACACAUUCAAGAGUCAAUGAAACGGACUUUUGUAGAUAGGAAUGAGAAUUGAGUAUAAAACCAAAGAAAUGAAUCACAUAAGGAUUAGGAAAUUGCAUUACAGGAACCCACCUUGAACAUUUUUAUUUAGCGAAUGGAGUGUGAACAAACAAAUGGAAUUCAAGCGAUUUAUUUUCGAGUUGUUAUAACGAAUAAAAAUUAAGAAAACAUACAUUAAUAAUUUUCCGAUUGACGUUCUCUUUCAGCAGCUGCUGUUGAACAAAAAUCAAAAAUAAUUUAAAUUACAGAAAAAAAUAUAUACCAAUAAGCAAUUAGAGACUAUUAGGUCAAAUCAUUCACCAAAAUACAAACGAAACGGAUCAAAACAAAA
Sitodiplosis mosellana (orange wheat blossom midge) is the source of this 2963-nucleotide messenger RNA. RefSeq lists its product as uncharacterized. The coding region runs from base 1159 to 2283 and encodes 374 amino acids. The record is from RefSeq and is a predicted model, not a curated record. Gene Ontology annotation, molecular function: protein binding. Lineage: Eukaryota; Metazoa; Arthropoda; Insecta; Diptera; Cecidomyiidae. The transcript is spliced from 6 exons.